Vicia faba (fava bean) is the source of this 1245-nucleotide messenger RNA. Lineage: Eukaryota; Viridiplantae; Streptophyta; Magnoliopsida; Fabales; Fabaceae. The record is from the annotation of a GenBank genome assembly.
AUGGAUUUGGAAUCGGUUGGAGAUUUAGCGAUUCACAUGAUUAUGGAAAAUCUAAAACCCGAAGACAUUGCCACAAUUUCCUGUGUCAGCAACAGGUUUAGGUCUUUCACUUCCGACGACACUCUCUGGUUCAAAAUCUGUUCCACUGAACUCUCUCUCACUCAACCGAUUGAUCAUCUCGGAAACCCUCUCCCUUCCUUCAAGGAAGCUUAUCAAACAUGGAGAGAAGCUUUUGUUAUGUAUCCUUGGUCUCUUGUUAAGCGUGUGAAAAGGUGUUGGGACAAUAUAAAAACCUGGCUCGCCAAUAAUUUUCCCGAAGCUAAGGACACUCUUUGUCAAGGUGCGUCGGAAGCCGAGAUUCAAGAGUUGGAGGAUGUUUUACAUGUUAAAUUGCCUCUUCCUACGAGGAUCCUUUACCGUUUUCAUAACGGGCAAGAAAUCGAAAAGCUAGAUCCUGAUACCAACGCCUUUGGUACUAGUUUGGGAAUAAUUGGAGGUUACUCUUUCUAUGAUCAUUUGGUGAAUGUUUAUUUAUUACCUAUUAGUCAAGUAAUCCAAGAGACUCAGCAAAUUUCGCAGAACUUAGGGUUUUUAAGAAGAUCUAAGAAUCUUCUUACCAAUAGAGACAUGAUGCCAUGUGUUCCUCAUAAUUUGAUUAGUUUGCAUCAUGAGUUGGACAGCGAAGAGAUACAGGAUGCCAUGCUACUGUGGUUAGAAGAACAUGGUCGCCGUUUACAACGUGGCUUUAUCAAACUGCUUGAUGAAGGAAAUGCCAGAAGCAUUAAUCUUUUCCCAGAAGAAUUGCCUCUCUGUUCAACUGCUGUAACCAAUGGUGUGCAGGUUCGUGCCUCUGCGUUGGUUAUCCCUGAGUUGGCUGAUCUUCAAGAUGAGGGUCAGAAGUACCUGUUUUCUUAUUCCAUCCGCCUGUCCUUACAACCUCAAGGAUGCGUGAUCAAUGGAAUGUCCUACAGAUCUUGCCAGCUUUAUUGGAGGCACUGGAUCAUUCAUGCUAAUGACGUUGUAGUAUCUGAUGUUGAUGGAGAAGCUGUUAUAGGAAUGUACCCACUUUUGCGACCAGGUGAUAAAGAAUUUGUUUAUCAGAGUUGUGCAUCUCUACCAACAUCAUCGGGUUCCGUUGAAGGUUCCUUUACCUUUGUACCUGGAAGAUUGGUAGACCCAAGAGGAGAUCCAUUCCUAGCUACAGUUGCACGUUUCCCUCUUCAGCUGCCAGACUAUAUUUACUGA